CUUUUUGACAGAUAAGUACCUAACCUAAUCUUUGAAGAAAAAUUAUAUUUAAAAAUAAAUCGAUUAUGUUUUCAAAACUUGGUAAUUUACGUUGUGCAAAUAAAAUAUGUUACAAUUCCACAGUAUUCCUUAGUUGCAAUUCAAGUUUAAAUCAGGUUGCCAAACCUUUGUUACGUCCGAAGCCACAAAAAAUAUAUAAAAUAGGACCAUUUGGAUGGUUUUUGCUGGUUGUACCUGCUUCAGCUUUUGGUUUAGGCACAUGGCAAGUUCAGCGUAAAAACUGGAAAGAAAGUUUACUAGCCGAUUUAAAGGCUAGAACAGGGAGUGAAGUAGUGGAUUUAAUAACCAAUUUGGAUAAGUUGGAAGAUUUGGAAUAUAAACCAGUAAGAGUAAAAGGACAUUUUCUACAUGAAAAAGAAAUGUAUAUGGGGCCCAGAUCACUAUUAGUUACAGGAGAUGCCUCCAAUAAAAGCUCAUUAUUUACUGGAAAAACUAAUACAUCCCAUGGGUUUUUGGUAGUAACACCUUUUCAAUUAUCAGAUACUAAUGAAAUUAUUUUGGUUAAUAGAGGAUGGGUCCCUGCCAAAAAUAGAGAUCCUAAAACUAGGGAAAAGGGUCAAGUUAAGGAAGAAGUAAAUUUAAUUGGAAUUGUUAGAUUACAAGAAAAUAGACCUACAUUUUCAUUGAAAAACCAAGAAGGUUCCAAUAUUUUUUUUUAUAGAGAUAUAAAUGACAUGUCCAAAAUAGCUGGAACAUCAAAAAUAUUUCUUGAUGCAACAGAUGAUUAUAUUAUUGCAGAUGGUCCUUUGGGAGGACAAACAAGAAUAUCAUUGAGAAAUGAGCACAUGUCUUAUAUUUUAACAUGGUAUAGUUUAGCUGCUUUUACAGGUUUCAUGUGGUAUGCAAAGUUUCUGAAAUAAGAUAAGAGUAGGUAUCAAAUAUUUAUUCUAUCAUACUAUUUGUAUGUUAUUUAUAAGUUGAUAAAUUGUUUAAUUUUAUAGCAUAUUUUUUCUCAUUUG
This is a messenger RNA of Brassicogethes aeneus, 1019 nucleotides long. The record is from the annotation of a GenBank genome assembly. Lineage: Eukaryota; Metazoa; Arthropoda; Insecta; Coleoptera; Nitidulidae.